Trypanosoma brucei brucei TREU927 is the source of this 3336-nucleotide messenger RNA. Its product is annotated as kinesin, putative. Gene Ontology annotation, biological process: microtubule-based movement. Gene Ontology annotation, molecular function: ATP binding; microtubule motor activity; microtubule binding. NCBI's taxonomy places the organism in Eukaryota, Euglenozoa, Kinetoplastea, Trypanosomatida, Trypanosomatidae. The coding region runs from base 1 to 3336 and encodes 1111 amino acids. The transcript has a single exon. The record is from RefSeq and is a predicted model, not a curated record.
AUGUCGGAUGCCGAUGUGAAAGAGGGAACGGCGGCCGGCGAUUCAGUGGCCGUUCCCGAGUCGGUUGUAAAACCAGAUGAAGGACGGCGGAGCAGAGGUGAGUCUACUGGCGGGACAGCUGCUGGGGAUACCGGUGUGCCAAAGAAUAUAGCACGGUGUCUUGUUUAUUGCAGGUUGAGGCCACGGAACAAGACUGAUUUUAAGAACGGUGGGUUCCAACUAGUGACAGUAAGCGGGAAUGAUAUUGUUGUGAAGGAUCAACGCUUUUACAAGUUUGAUGGUGCUUUUGGCGACGAAUGUACACAAAGUGAUAUAUUUGAAGCGGUGGCCGUCCCUUGCAUAACACACGCAUUUAAAGGUUUUUGCUCAGCGUUGAUGUGCUACGGACAGACGGGUACAGGUAAGUCUUUCACUAUGUGUAAUACCACUCCUGGCCAAGAAGGCAUCAUUCCACGGUCCGCCAAACUUAUUUUCGACAAAAUUCAAUCAGACAAUGCGCGGAGUUAUGAAGUGACAGGACAGUUUGUUCAGAUUUACCGUGACAACCUUGGUGACUUGAUGAGUGCAACUGGAAGGGACCGAGUGGAUAUUCACUUCGACGAACAAGGGGGCGUAGAACUUACCGGUUGCAGCUCCCAUGUUCUUCUGAGUGCCCAAGAGUUUAUGCGCUUUUACCGCAUCGGCAAUGACCGUCGGGUUGUAACUGCGACUGCUAUGAAUCCGGAGUCCAGCCGCGGCCAUACAGCUUUAGUUCUCCGCAUCGUAUCAGAGAGCCCCAGCGACCCAGAGGCAGGUAAACUGAAGGGAAAGAUUACAUUCAUCGACUUAGCAGGAUACGAGCGUUUUAGUAAAACUGGUAUUACACAUGACAACCCCAUUAUGAAGGAUGAGGCGAAGUGCAUCAACGCCUCUCUUCUUUCACUUGGUCACGUUGUGUCGUGUUUGUCGUCAGGUAGCCGGCACAUUCCUUGGCGUGAUUCGAAGCUGACGCGGAUCCUGCAGGACUCUAUUGGCGGAAGGAGCCGUACCUCUAUUAUUUUGACUGUUGGGCCAAGUAGUGAUCACCUCCACGAAACCACAAAUUCACUGCAGUUUGGUUUGCGAGCAAUGGAUGUGAAGGUGACGGCCAAACAGUCGGUUCAUGUGGAUUACCAGAAGCUGGCCCAGAAGCUGCAAUCACUCUUGGAUGAAAGGGACGAGAGAAUCAAUUUACUCGAAGUGCAGAUCGCUUCUCGUGACGCAGAAAGACACGAGUUAAUGGAGCGUUACAACGAUCGCCGGGAAGACAUUGACAGACGUUUUGAGAUUGAGAUGGCUGAACUGAAGAGAACUGGUGCAUCGGAAGAGCAGAUGCUGAACCUGCGUGAAGUAUACAAGGCUGAGGUGGAAAACCUCCAGGAGCAGCAAGACGAGGAGUUCCAAUACAGGGAGGAAGUGUAUUCAAAGGAGAUCGUCCACCUUAUUCGCGAGCAGGAGCAUCAGGAAGCGAAGCGACGGGCAGAGAUGAAAUUGGCGCAAGAUCUUAUCAUUGCGGAGUUCCAAAAGAAGCUCGACAACGCGCGUGAGGGAACAAAUGAUGAUCUCGUCAGAGUUUUGAAGCAACUGUCCGAAAAGGACGCCAUAUUGGCCAGCCGAGCGAACGACACGGUGAGACUCCACGAACAUAUUGAGGUGCUCAGGGAGCAAGUGAAGGAGCUCGGUGGAGUGCCUAUAGAGGAGGCGACGUUUCCCGAAACCUUUCUGGACGUUGGCCAGGUGGAGGAGAUGCGGAACCGGCUGGAGGCGGAUGUGCAACGCCAUCGUGCUAAGGGUGUGGAAUUGCUUGCGGAAGUGGAUCGUCUUUCGCAGCUCUGCUCUGAGCGGUUGGAGGAGAUAAACCGACUCCGCGACGAAAACACACAAUAUCGCGCCGCAUUGGAAAACAGUGGCAUUUCAUUGAAUGACACUGAUGAUUUGACGGAAUUCCUUUCUGAGAAGCGCACUCAGAUGGUGGAUGUUUCUGAGAUGGAAACUCUUCGUGUCACCAUGCAGGCCGACCUUGAUGAAGCGAAGGCGCACAACCGGGAGCUGGCGCGGGAGGUGGAGCAGUUGAAGUUUGAAUUAACCGCAACCGCUAUUCCACUCACAGCCCGGCUUCGAUGUCCGCCGUGCGCAACUGCACGAGGUCCUUCCCCGUUUGACGCCGCGCGCAACCUGUGUUCGACGCAGCGUAAACCACCUCAAAAGGAUGGCACGCCAUCCCCAAACAACACUCAAAAUGAAAACUUGCAAAGGACCGUGAAGCAGCUUACGGAGCAACUGGAAUUCAGCAUGCGUGAGAGGAAGUCGCUUCAGGACCGCGUUGAGGCUGUUGAGACGCAACUUGCUUCGCAUGGUGUUGAGGUUCCGGGGCCGUACGUACCCCCAAUCAAACUUGGUUUCCCCGGCUCUGCACCAGUGACGUCAUCGGAAACAGAUGCAAGGGAGCCACCGGAGGAUACCGAUAUGGAUGUGCUGCUCCGUGUAAAAGAGGAGGAAAUCGAUGUGUUAUUGGAAACAAUUGAACGGCAGGAGCACUUGCUCAAUGCUGCGAGGUCGAAUGAAGAGUUUCACCGACGCGUCAUUUGUGAGUUGCAGCAGCAGAUGGUGACUGCGCAAAUCCAGGUGGAAGAUCCUCAGAACGCCCCUCCUCCUGUUGACGCCAUUGCAAUGGAUGAGUAUAUGUCAAUUUUGCGUUUAGUUCGGGAGUCCGAACGCAAGUUGGCAGCUCAAUUGGCUGAGCGCGAUGGAGAGGAUGGCGCGGAGGUGGAGGCCCUGUUGGAGAAGAAGGAUGCGGAACUACAAAUGAAGGAGGAGACCAUACUCGAGAAGGCGUCGAAGGCGCAGUAUGCAGCGAAGCUCUGCAUUCGUCUGAAGAACCAGAUGCUGCGUUGUGGCAUCACACCGUGUUGUGAGCUUCCAGACUCGUAUAACGAGUUGAUCGAGCGCGAAGAGGAGGAACUGAAUGAGCAACUAAUGUGCCAAGAUGAACUGUUAGCCAGGCUUCGUUCGGAGGAGGAAGAAAAGCAUCGCAUGCAGAAUAUGCUGAAAUCACUUAAUGAGGAGCGCGAGAGGCAAUCCAGCGUCAUUCGAACUGUUCAAGAGCGCUGUGAACUGGUGGAAAAGAAACAAUUGGUUACGGCAGCCCACUUGUCGCGAUUGGCAACGGAAAAAUCCCAGAGGGAGCAAAUUCUUGAGGAAACGCUACGACGUGCAACACAAGAAUUGUUGGAUUGCAAGAUUAAGAUGGCCAUGGAAAAAGAAGCAGGUAGCCCGGGUGUGUUAAAGCGUUUCCUCCGCCGCCUGCGCUCCAACUGA